Messenger RNA from Lates calcarifer (barramundi perch), 5862 nucleotides. RefSeq names its product Janus kinase 1 (gene jak1). Lineage: Eukaryota; Metazoa; Chordata; Actinopteri; Centropomidae. Gene Ontology annotation, cellular component: cytosol; membrane; cytoskeleton. Gene Ontology annotation, biological process: cytokine-mediated signaling pathway; hemopoiesis; cell surface receptor signaling pathway via JAK-STAT. The coding region runs from base 278 to 3811 and encodes 1177 amino acids. Gene Ontology annotation, molecular function: cytokine receptor binding; ATP binding; non-membrane spanning protein tyrosine kinase activity. The record is from RefSeq and is a predicted model, not a curated record. The transcript is spliced from 25 exons.
GAAGGGGUUGAUACUUGUCAGGAAGGGUUAGCAAGAACAGACGAGGAGUCUGUCUCCGUACAAGCCUCAAAGUAUCAAGAAAUAUCGUGGAUUUAACAAUAUAUUUUUACCUUCUGGAUAUUGGAUAUUUUUCUCGGGUAAUUUUGGAGUCAAAUACCCGACAGACGACGCUUAAAAUCCUUCUAGAGAGGGAGCUCCAACUUGGUCGAGGCGUCUAAUGUUCUAAACGAAACGGAAGUAACUUGCCAGCUGUCUGGCUAAGCUUGCUAGUGUCUGAAUGACAACUCUGUGGGUGAUGGAGUUGAGCAGGCAACUCUGCGGGAAGAUGAGGAGGUCCAGCAAGAGGACCCAACUCUCCUGUUCUCCUACUACCACUUUGGGCCUGGAGAUCCACUUUUACACUCCAGAUGUACACCAGCUAGAGUACUUCAAAGGAUGCUAUACUGCUGAGGAGCUCUGCGUGGAUGCUGCCAAGAAAUGCUCAAUCUCUCCCUUGUGCCAUAACCUCUUUGCCCUGUACAAUGAGACAACUGACACAUGGUACCCUCCCAACCACGAGUUCAAGAUCACAGAUGAAACCAGUAUCAAGUUGCACUAUCGCAUGAGAUUUUAUUUCAGAAAUUGGCAUGGCACCACUGAAGGAGAGUCUCCAGUUUGGAGACACUGCAUCAGCAAACUCAGAGGAGGACUUAGUCCACAGAAAACGCCAGAGGGAACGCCCCUACUGGAUGCGGCAUCUCUGGACUACCUGUUUGCCCAGGGACAGCAUGACUUUCAGAAGGGUGUGGUUCCACUGAGGAUGUCCCAGUCAGAGACAGAGCAACAUGAGAUAGAAAACGAGUGUCUGGGCAUGGCUGUGCUUGCCAUCACUCACUAUGCCAUGACUGUGGAUAUGCCCCUGCCCAUUGCAUCCCAUGAAAUGAGCUACAAGCGUUUUAUCCCAGAGUCGCUGAACCGAAAAAUUAAGCAACGCAACAUUCUGACACGCAUCCGCAUCAACAACGUCUUCAAGAAAUUCCUCAGCGAAUUCAACCGCCGCACAGUCAGGGACAGCAACAUCACACCGUAUGACCUGAAGAUCAAGUACUUGGCCACACUGGAAGGCCUGACCAGCGGCCUGGGCAGCGAGCUGCUUGAGCCCGUCUCGCUCAGUGUCACACAGGAAGGAGAAAUCGCCAAUGGAGGUUACCAUGGGUACUACAAUCAGAGCCAAGGGCAGAGCCAGAGUCAGAACAUGGAGACAAGCAGUGACAUGCAAGUUCUGGUGACUGGUACCACUGGCAUUUCCUGGAGAAAGAAGCCUGCUGCAACAUCUGUGAUCUCAAAAGAAAAGGGCAAGUCAAGGAAGAACAAGCUGGAUGGAAAACAGAAGAAUGACAGGAAGAAAGAGGCAAAUGAAGGCUGGGUGGUGUUCUGCGACUUCCAUGAGAUCACACACACUGUCAUCAAAGAGGCAAUGGUCACCAUCUAUAGACAGGACAACAAGAGGAUGGAGAUGCUAAUGGCUUCUCGACCGGAGGCUCUGUCCUUCGCAGCCCUUGUGGACGGGUACUUCAGGCUGACAGUGGAUGCCCACCACUACCUGUGCAAGGAGGUGGCUCCAGCUUCAGUGGUGCAUAACAUCAACGAUGGUUGCCAUGGACCUAUCUGUACGGAGUAUGCCAUCCACAAGCUGCGUCAAGAGGGCAAUGAGGAGGGCACCUACAUCCUGCGCUGGAGCUGCACUGACUACUAUUUUAUCAUCAUCACUGUUGUCUGCACUGAGAUUGACCUGAAGGAGUCUCGUCCUGUGAAGCAGUAUAAGAACUUCCAGAUUGAGGUGGCCUCUGAAGGGUACCGUCUGUACGGCACUGAUACAUUGCGGUCCACUCUCAGGGAGCUGCUGGAGCACCUGGAGGGCCAGAGUCUCCGCACCGACAACCUCCAGUUCCAGCUGCUCCGCUGCUGCCCCCCACAGCCUAGAGAGGUUUCUAACCUGCUGGUGGUCACUAAAGACAGAGCCCCAGCCCCUCAGACACCCAUGCAGGAGAGUCAGCUCAGCUUCCAUCGCAUUCUCAAGGAGGAGAUUGAACAGGAGGAGCACCUCGGCCUGGGCACAAGAACCAAUAUUUACUCGGGCACACUGAGGGUGAAGAGCGAGGAAGACGAAGAUGCAGGUUACUCAUCCUUCCAGGAGGUCAAGGUGGUCCUGAAGGUGCUUGGUUCUGGACACAGGGACAUCUCCUUGGCCUUCUUUGAAACUGCCAGCAUGAUGCGACAAGUGUCCCAUAAACACAUAGUGCUGCUGUAUGGAGUGUGUGUCCGCCACCUGGAGAAUAUCAUGGUGGAGGAGUUUGUCCAACUAGGACCACUGGACUUAUUUAUGAGGAGACAGCAGAUUCAACUCAGCACACCAUGGAAGUUCCAGGUGGCCAAGCAGCUGGCAUCAGCUCUCAGCUACUUGGAGGACAAAAAGCUGGUCCACGGCUUUGUGUGUGCUAAGAACAUCCUGCUGGCCAGAGACGGACUGGGUGCUGAUGAAGGAGGACCCUUCAUCAAGCUCAGCGACCCAGGAAUACCAAUCACAGUACUCACCAGAGAGGAGUGUGUGCAUCGUAUCCCAUGGAUCGCUCCAGAGUGUGUGAAGAGUUUGUCUGCCCUGAGUAUUGCAGCUGACAAGUGGGGCUUUGGUACCACCCUGUGGGAGAUCUGCUAUGAUGGAGAAGUCCCCCUCAAAGAGAAGAAACUCACAGAGAAGGAGAGGUUUUAUGAAACAGAGUGCCAACUGGCCACCCCAGACUGCAGAGAGCUGGCUGAACUGAUGACCCACUGCAUGAACUACGACCCCAAGAAGAGACCUUUCUUCAGGGCUAUCGUCAGAGAUAUUGACAUGCUAGAAGAGAAAAACCCAUCUAUCAAACCCCAACCCACACCAGAGGUGGACCCAACUGUGUUUGAAAAGAGAUUCCUGAAGAAGAUCAGAGACCUUGGAGAGGGCCACUUUGGUAAGGUGGAGCUGUGUCGCUAUGAUCCUCGGGGAGAUAAAACUGGUGAGCUGGUGGCAGUGAAGUCGCUGAAGCCUGAGAACCGGGAGGAGCAGAGCAACAACCUCUCAAGUGAGAUCGACAUCCUGAAGGCACUCUACCAUGAAAACAUAGUCAAAUACAAGGGGAUUUGUCAAGAGGAAGGUGGUCAGGCCAUUAAGCUGAUUAUGGAGUAUCUUCCACUGGGCAGUUUGAAAGAGUAUCUACCCAGAAACAAAAGCAAGACCAACCUCAGCACCCUGCUCAGCUACUCCAUCCAAAUAUGCAAGGGAAUGGAUUAUUUGGGAUCUCAAAAUUACAUCCACCGAGACCUGGCUGCCCGAAACGUGCUGGUGGAGAACGAGAGGACGGUGAAGAUCGGAGACUUUGGUCUCACCAAGAGCAUCAAGGACAAUGAGGGAUAUUACACCGUCAAGGACGACCACGACAGCCCCGUCUUCUGGUAUGCUCCAGAGUGUCUGACACUCUGUAAGUUCUACCUUGCUUCAGAUGUUUGGUCCUUUGGUGUGACGAUGUACGAACUCAUCACCUACUGUGACUCCUCCAAGAGCCCAAUGACACUCUUCCUCAGUAUGAUUGGUCGAACUCACGGUCAGAUGACCAUCAUCCGAUUGGUGAAGGUGUUGCAAGAGGGGAAGAGGUUGCCCCGUCCUGACAACUGUCCUGAGCCUGUGUACGAGCUGAUGCGCAGGUGCUGGGAGCAGCUGCCCGAGAGGAGAAUCACCUUUAAGCGCCUGAUUGAGGAGCUGAACAUGCAGCAACAGCUCCAACCACAAAACAACUUUUGAGAUUGUGGGGGUGAAGUUGACUUUGCAUGCAGACCUUGGCAGCAGAUGCAAAUGGCAAAACUGAACUGGGCCCAAGAUCAGCAUCUGCUUGUGAGAGACAGUCCUGAAGGGUUACAGCUUCACGUAAAGUCUCACUCCUUCAUUUAACCCGUACACAACCCAUGGUAUAAAGACUUUAAAGUCCUAAUCAAUCAUUUUAGCCAGCCAUAUUUUUUUAACAUUUUUUAUUUGAUGGUCUAAUAUGAUUCACUAUACUUACUUCCUUAUAUUUUUAAGUUACUGUAUGAGUAUUUUAACCUUGUAGCCUUAGCCCAUGUUAAAUGUGACCUUAUAUCUUCCAACAAGGACUUCCAAAUGUACCAUUUAUCUGCAUACAUUGAGUGUCAAACUCACAUGGACUUGUCACUCAUAUUGUAACAUGCUCCAAAGGCCUUAUAAGUGAGUCAAGGCUCAUAUCUCUCUCACCGAUGGAGACUGGAAAGACGAAAACCGAGCAGAUAAAAGAACUGUUUUAACGCUCGCUAUCACACAGUUAACCGCUAGUGCAACGGUUUUCUUCACAACAGACAUCAAAUGGAUCGCAAAUAAAUCAUGUUGUGAAGUGGACGGGGACACAGGCAUUAACACGGAUACCGAAGAUAUGGUUUUCAGAGUCUUGUGCCACUAUUGUUUCUUUCAUGGACUGUUCUAUUUGGGAGGGGAAAAAAACACCUGAUUUAUAUUGUAGUUUUCAGAGCCACGGGGUGAUAAAUGUGUAGAUCUUCUGCAAUCACUGAGAACUGGCAUUACAUUCAGUAAGCAGUGUCCCUUUCACUUAAAACAGUCACUCAACUGCAAAUUAAAUUGGAAACUAUUUUGAUAAUGGUUUCGUGAGGAUUUUCAGAUUUUCUUUUGUCUAUUGUCUUUGUAAUGCGGUAUCAUUGGGUUGUUGGUUUGAUAAGUAAUCUGAAGACAUUAUCUUGAGUUUUAGGGACAUUUGAAAGUAUUUUCAAACAUUUGAUACACAAUAUUGAGAUAAAAUUCCACAAAUUAAUAUUCAAAUGUUUCAAAGAAUUUGGUUUCUAUUUUGAAUGUCUCUGACAAAGCAUUGUGUUUUUCUUUUAAUCAUACUGCUUUGUCAGAGACCCUUAUGCAACUCAUGCCUAGGUCAUCUGAUAUACAGCACUUGUGUAGUUUAGUAGAGAUUAAGAUAAGUACCUGUGAGAGACACUUGGGGGCACUAGGACUUCACUUUUCCUCCCUGCAACUGUUUUGUAGUAUUAUAUUUCUCUUCACAUAUGUAACACACACAAAUACCCAUUGAAAUGUAUAUAUGUAUACACAUACAUAUAUAUAUAUACACACACAUAUAUAUGAAUGUGUCUCUGUGUAUAUAUACAUAUACACACACGCACAUACACAUAUAUACACACGUGUGUGUAUGUACAUAUUACUAAAUUCAGAGCCAGUUGCCAUAGCUGUAGGACUGUAUGUGGAAAACUUCAGAUGGUUCGCAGGGUUUGAAAUGAGAGAGAUUAAUCAGUGAUUAUGCUGAUUAUUUACAUGGCAUUUAUGUUUGAGAGAAAAAUAUAUUGUCUUUUUUUGACAUUCAUAGUUAUGUUUGUGGAUUUUAUUUGUAAAAUUUUCUUUUUAAUUCUACAUAAUGCUAGAAAAUAUAGACGUGUAUUUUAUUGAUGUACAUGUGAUAUGGUUUGAGCAGAGGGUUUUUCCUGUUUUAAAUUCAUCGUGUAGCUGUGAAAUCUCGCUCAGUCGUGUAUUAUCGCGACUUCAGAAACGGUCAGUUCAGAUUAAUGCAACUUUAUGGCUUUUACUGUGAAUGUUGGCAGAAUAUCGUAAAAACAAAAAGACUGUCGAGGAUACAAAGUUGCGCUUCAGUCCACAUUUUAUUUAGGAAUGUAAAAGACAAUUCCUUCUGCUCAAAAUAACAGAAAAGAAAUAUAUAUUUUUUUCAAAAUAUAAGAUGAAAGUAUGAAUUGUGAAAGGUAAAGAUAUCCAUAAAUACACAAUGAAAAAAUAAAUAAAAUCAAUGUUUGUGUGUUUGUCAGCCCAAA